This is a messenger RNA of Iphiclides podalirius (scarce swallowtail), 2076 nucleotides long. The record is from the annotation of a GenBank genome assembly. Lineage: Eukaryota; Metazoa; Arthropoda; Insecta; Lepidoptera; Papilionidae.
AUGCCUUCCCGCCGAUACCGUCUAGGUGACAGUGGCAGCACUCAUGCCUUGUACCUCGAAACUAUAGUCGAGGAGACGAGCGAUGACUUGCGCUCUGAACGAUCUUCAGCUGCAACAUGGCUUUCAGAUUCAGAUGCAGAUUCCGUUAUACAUGUGCGUGGAGUUGGAGGGUCGGAGUGCGACAGCGAGUCCGAAAGGGAGUGGGCGUGCCCCGCUAAGCGGCGGCGCCGGGAGCACGCCAACUCGCCCACGAGCACCGGCUCCCUCUCGCGCUCCUCCAGCCUAGCGCAGUUCGAGUCGUUGGAGCGCUCGUGCGCCGCGCCCGCCUCGCCCAGCCUGUCACCGGACUCGUUGGAGUCGCCGCCGGCGUCGCCCCCGCCCGUGCGCGCGCCCGCACCCCGCGCCCACCUCUCUGCCGAAAACCUAAGCGAGGACAGCGGCUACAGCGAGCGCGCGCGCCGCCCGCCCCCGCCGGCCAAGCGCGCCACCGAAAUAGCACGCGGGCCCGCGGCGGCCGGCUCCGUGCCCUGCCUCGCGUCCGCCAGUGCCGCCCGGCGGCCGGCCCGCGCCGCCCGCGCCCUCUCGCUGCCCGCCGAGCUCGACGUGUGCGCCGAGCCGCGCCGCCACGCCGCACAUCGCGCACGUUUCCGACAAGCGUUCGAGGUCUCUGACUGCCUCACCGUCAGCGUGGCCGACCUCACGGCGCUCGACUACCGCGGCGGGGCGCGGCGCCCGCGACUCCCGCCGCCCCCGCCGCCCCCGAGGGCGCCGCGCUACCCGCCCCCGCCGCCCCCCGCCGAACCCGUAGCCCGGCAACCACCAGCGCCCGCGCAACGGGAGCCCAGCGCCGACAGCGACUCCACGACCGAAUCGGAGAGGGCUUUUGCCCGAGAAAUGGAGUCCACCGUCAGACGGCUCGAUGAAGACGCCAUGCGAGCGCUCGCGGAGUCCGGUGACUUCGAUCGGGGCCUGUCCGUACUGACCGCGAAAAGGUUGCGCGACUCAUGGGGCGCGUGGGACGACGUACUCGACGAGCUGCGACGACGGAUGGAGCCCCCCUCGGCGACGCCGUCGCCGCCGCGCACACCCUCCCCGGACCCCGUCAGGGAGCCCGCAUUCUCGUCGACGCCGCUGCGGCCCUCGUGCGACGCGCGCGUCCGCUCCACGCCGGAGCUGAGGGCGCGCGCCACGCCGCACCGCGAGACCCCCGAGGAGCUGCGCGCCUCGCUGCAGUUGGUGGCGCCCCCGCCCCCCGGCGGAGCGCCCCCCGCGCGCUCCGUUUCCACCGGCUCCAAGGGCGUCACGUUCUCACCCGUCGUGGCCGAGGUGAGCUGGCGCGAGGCGAGCGCGAGCGGCGUCUCCUCCGACGGGUCGAGCGAGAGCGCGGCCACGAGCGCGAGCGACGACGCGGCCGACGCGGAGGUGGUAGUGGUCGCGGUGGAGGGGGCAGGCGAGGGAGCGCGCGCGCCGGCCCCGAGCUCAGAGCGCGCCGGCGACAUGACGGAAGCGGGCGCGCGCGCGCCUCGCGGCCGCAUAGCGGGCUUCCUGUCGCGCUUCGCGAACUUCCGCUUCUCGGGGCGCAAGGAGAAGAAACCUCGGGGCGCAGGCGCGGCGAACGGGCGGGUGGGCGGCGGUGGCGGCGGCGGCGGCUCUGCGGCAGACGCGGGGCAGGGAGCGCGCGCAGCGGCCGCCGGGGCGCAGUACGUGCGCAUUCCGCUGAAGGAGGAGGGCGUGCCGCGUGCGGCGGCAUCGCCCGCGGCGGGCGGCGUGGCGCACAAGCCGCCGCGGCCGCGCCCGCCGCCCGCGCCCGCGCCCGGCGUGCUGGAGACGGACGUGGACACGCAGCGCACCGUGCUGCACGCGCGCUCGCUGCUCGCCCUCGCGCCGCCCGACCAGCGGGCGCCCAGGCCCCACAAGUCCAUGGAGUUCCUGCUCGACAAGGACAGCGCGCAGACCGUUCAGGUUACGACAUCACCAUUUUCGCACGCGAGCCCCGAGGUGAAAGUGCGAGCAGCUGCUUAUGGUCUAAACACGGUGCCUACGCCCGACGAAUUCCCCGCGCACCAGACCCCGCAG